ACGAGCCUAAUUCAACAUCUUCAAUAAAUAAUGUCACGAAUUUCUCAACUUUACAGUUAUGAAAUGGAAAUAAACUAUAUAUUGCCGUGAACAAUAAACUAGAUUACCCAAGAAACUAUGUAGCGUUGAAGGAAGAAAUGCGAAUGGAUGGUGGAAGAAGAGAGUGGUUGAAAGCCCCUACACGACAACCUGUUUUGUAUGACUAACAAUGAAUUUGGCAUUUACCACAAAACUUCAAGUCAAUGUUUUAUAAUCUGGAACACAAGACCAAUUCUGAAUAACAAAAAUGCACCCAUCUUGUACAGGAGAAGCAUCAAAACCCUGCUUCAAUGCUUGUUUUCCAUCAUCACUUCAUGCCUCUCAGGAUUCCCAUAAUACUACUUCAAAUGAUGACUUUGGUGAAGCUACAUGCUCAAGUCUUCACCCACAUACACAAUUCACAAACCAUGAGUCCCUCCCAAAUUUACAAGAAGCAUAUAGUAGCUUCAUCAAAGCUUUCCCUCGAUUUUCUAUCACUACUGAAAUUGAUCAAAUUCGAGACCAAGAAUACAAACACUUGAAUCCCUCCAAUAUCUGUUUCGAUUAUAUUGGUUAUGGUCUUUUCUCCUAUUUUCAGCAGCAAAGUUCUUGCCUUGCCACAACUUCAAUUGAUCCUUCAUCAUCAUCAUCAUCACCAUUGCCAUACUUGGCUUUAGAACCAUCUUUUUUUGAUAUAUCCUACAAGUCCAUGAAUUUGCAGUCACAAAUACUUUAUGGUGGCCACGAAUCAGAACUAGAGUCAAGGAUUAAAGAAAGGAUUAUGGCAUUUAUGAACGUUUCUGAAGCUGAUUACACCCUGGUUUUCAUUGCUAAUGAGGUUUCUGCUUUCAAACUUGUAGCUGAUUCCUUCCAAUUUCAUUCCAAUGGGGAGCUUCUCACAGUGUAUGAUCAUGACAGCGAGGCAUUGGAUGUGAUGAUUCAGAGCUGCAAGAAGCAAAGAGUGAAUGUCUUAUCAGCUGAAUUCUCCUGGCCCAGUCUUGGAAUUGAGUGGAGGAGAUUAAAGAAGAUGAUAACAGGUAAAAGGGAAAAGAGGGAAAAGAGGAAAGGUAGUCUUUUUGUUUUCCCUCUUCAUUCAAGGGUCACAGGAGCACCAUAUUCCUAUGUUUGGAUGUCAAUGGCACAAGAAAAUGGGUGGCUUAUCUUGCUUGAUAUGUGUGCAUUGAGGCCUAAAGAGAUGGAAACUUUAGGCAUGUCUCUGUUCAAGCCUGAUUUCAUGGUUUGCUCCUUCUACAAAGUUUUUGGUGAAAACCCAUCAGGGUUUGGGUGCUUAUUUGUGAAAAAAUCCAGUAUCUCUGCCUUGAAAGAUUCAGGCAAUGCCACAAGUGUAGGAAUCAUAAGCCUUGUCUCAACAUGUAGACAAUCUCAUCUCCCUGAAGAGGACAUAGCUGAUGAAGAAACAGAACCAAAAAUUGAAACUUUUCAUCAGAAUGAGACUGAAGAAGUUAAUGGGGCAUCAUCACCAUCUGAAAUAAUGGAGUCAAACAUGCCCAUAAAUAAAGGUAAGAAAAGAGAAGGGGUGAAAAAUCAAAGCUUGGAGAUUGAAUGUAGAGGAUUGGAUCAAGCAGACUCAGUGGGCCUAAUACGGAUUAGUAGCAGGACCAGGUGCUUGAUCAAUUGGCUGGUGAAUGCAUUGAUGAGUCUUCAACAUCCACAUCAUGAAAAUAGACUUUCUUUGAUUAGAAUUUAUGGGCCAAAGAUAAAUUCUCACCGUGGACCAUCAGUGGCAUUUAAUGUGUUUGAUUGGAAAGGAGAAAAAAUUGAUCCUGCACUUGUGCAGAAGCUAGCUGAUAGGAAAAACAUCUCUUUAAGGAGCUCCUAUUUGAGAAAUAUCAGGUUCUCAGGCAAGAAUGUGGAAGAGAGAAAGUGGGCCUUGGAAACUAGGGGAACUGAGAAUGUUGAUAAGUUGGGCCUGUCUAAGAAGACACAACAAGAGCCUGGGAUAUUUGUCUUGACUGCUACACUGGGUUUCUUGACAAACUUUGAAGAUGCUUACAGGCUAUGGGCUUUUCUUUCAAGGUUUCUGGAUGCAGAUUUUGUGGAGAAAGAGAGGUGGAGAUACAUGGCACUAAAUCAAAAGACAAUUGAAGUGUGAUUGUGUUAAAUCCAUUUUUCCCUUUGUUACUUUCCCAUUAAUUUGCAUUGUUAUGGUGACUUUGUCUUAGAAUUGAGUUGUUUAGUAUAUAUGAGAUGAAGAGAAUUUAAGAGAACAUAUCGUGGUUAAUGUGAAGAAUGAAGAGAGAAAAAAAAUGUGGAGGAGAAAAUUAAAAUUAUUUCAGCUUAAUUUCACUUUUUUUUUUGUCUCUGGUCUAUUAUAAGUGUGCCAUUUGGGUCUCCUUAUUCUAAAAUGCGCAAUUGGCAUCUCCCUUGUUUUUCUCUCCCAGAAUCAAUGGAAAAACUUUACAAUUUAAGAUGCCAUAAGCACCUAUGAACACCAUAUAUGCCAUGAAAUUAUCUAAAUGCUUCGUAUGAUUGACCAGCUCUAAUAGAUCUAGUGGGAGAUUCAAAGAACAUAUCCCUUGUAGUAUGGAUGUUGGAUUCUUCGAGUAGUGAAGAACAAAUUCUUGCUAAAUCAAGAUCUCUGCAAGCGUCUGGAACAAAGUUUCCUCUGAUCUCUUCGCUAUGGUUUCAUACUUUACACACAGUGGUGAGGUGAUUGUCACGUCAGAUCGAGGAUGACGGUUGGUGGUACCUACAUAAAGCCAAAGGGCUUUAAUGCUCAAGACAGUUUGGGUUAGAGAGAGAACUCAAAGUCUAGAAAAAAUGUAAUGAGCAAAUAGUUUAAUU
Molecule: messenger RNA, 2823 nt
Organism: Lotus japonicus
Lineage: Eukaryota; Viridiplantae; Streptophyta; Magnoliopsida; Fabales; Fabaceae
Product: molybdenum cofactor sulfurase-like
Exons: 1
Coding region: 287-2131 (614 amino acids)
Source: RefSeq, a predicted model, not a curated record